ACUUGAAUGUGAUAAAAUGCAAGCUGUGUCCCAUGGUUGUGAAGGCUGGAAUCUAUAGACUGAAGUUGCACAUUGCUGGCAAGAAAGGACAGGUCCGGUCCUGCCCCAAUGCAAAACCUGAGGACAGAGAGAAGUGCAUGAAAGCUAUAGAUGAUUCUAGAAAAGUUAAAAAGGCUAGGCAAGAAGAAAAAAAAGAGGUUAGAGAUGCUGUAAAUGAGAAUAUGAUUGAUAUUCCAUCGGACACAGAAGAUGGCACAGGGCUUGAUGAUAUUGGAAGCUCUCAACCGCGAACAGUGGGUCCUAUGGACAGAUUCACAAUGCCUCUCGACUCUAGUUCUUUGGGUUCCACCAAAAAUUUUCAGCAGCAAAAAAUUACUGAACAUAUAAUGAAAGAAAGGUUGCACAAGUUGAAGAGAUAUAUUGCAAGGUGGAUAUAUGUGCAAGGAAUACCGUUCAAUGCAAUCAAUUGUGAUGAGUUCGACCAAGUGCUUGAAGUUGCUGGCCGCUUUGGGCCAGGUGGAAAGAAGCCUUACCAACAUGAGCUGCGAGAGAAUCUACUGCAUGAGGAAGUAGAAGAUACAAAGAAGCUGCUCAAGGAACAAGAACUAGAAUUGAUAUUUGUUUGGGAGAACAAUUGAUAUUUGUGCUGAAAU
Molecule: messenger RNA, 653 nt
Organism: Panicum virgatum (switchgrass)
Lineage: Eukaryota; Viridiplantae; Streptophyta; Magnoliopsida; Poales; Poaceae
Exons: 2
Coding region: 33-638 (201 amino acids)
Source: RefSeq, a predicted model, not a curated record